AGCUUUGUUGGGGCUGAAGACCAACGAGUUUGACGCACCAAAAGAACCAAAAUGCUGCAUGAGGGAAUCCAAAUCAAAGAGCCACAGGUGCACAAUAAUUGUCCAUUAUAACCCGAAUCGACACGCCAAGCCUUCCCCAUCCCUGGUUCAUCGAGGCUGAGGCCGGAGUCCACCUCUCGACUAAGCCACACUCUUCAUUCGUAUUCUGACUUGUUUCUUGAUCCUUCAGCCUCUCUUUCAACUUCAUUCUUUUCAUUUCCAGCUCUCAGCUGAGUCUCUCGUUUCUCUUUUAACGACGCGUCAUCCUCUGGAGUGACCUUGUGAACUCAUUUUCCCAAUACACUCCUUAUAUCAUUACGCUUUGGAUUGCGGUUUAUCACCGAAUUCUGUGAGCCUCGUUGGAGACCUCACGCCUCAGAGCACUCCAUACACACGCCAAGACGGACCAGGAUGCUAUGGAACCGACUUGCACAACCGGCAAGGGGCUAUGCCCGGCGGGGCCUGCCAAGACUUCGGUUUAAUAACCGUGUUGUGGUGUAUACACCGAAGCGGUUCAACUCAAACCCUCAGAACACCGGGCAAUAUACCCCGGACCCUACCGACCAGCCUGAUUCAGAUGAGGGCAAAGGCCAAAGCCAUGGUCGCAAUGGCGACUCAGACCCUAACUUGAAAUCUACGAUUCUCAAGAUGCUUGAAACCGCGGCAACCACUGCGGCAUCGAUUUUCAUCUUAGGAGCGGCGGGUUAUGGGUAUCACCAGUACUACAAGUACUUGAUCCUGGACAAGAUGGACAAUGCGUUCAAACCAGGUGAUCCCGCCCUCGAGGUCGCAGGCGUUGUAUCUGGGAAGCAUCAGUACCAGCACGAGGAGCAUUGGGUUAUUCGCAAUGAGCAACCCAAGGUUGACGAUAUUGUAGCCGGGCGAAGAACGGGCCACUACUACCUAAUGAUCGGCGAAAAGGGCACGGGAAAGACCUCGAUGCUUCUAGAGGCCAUGCGCAAGAUCAAUGGCAAUAGCUGUGCGAUGUUCGAAGCGCACGCCGAUCUCGAGAUUUUCCGCAUCCGACUGGGUAAAGCCUUGGACUACGAAUUCCAUGAGGACUACAUCGGCAGCCUUUUCAGCAUCCGUGGGCCCAGGGACACUACUGCCCUUUUGGACAUUGAACGUGCCUUCAACAAGUUGGAGAAAGUGGCACUCACCAGAAGACGCUCCGGCUCGUCUCCGCUGAUCCUUAUUAUCAACAGCACUCAUUUGGUCCGAGACGACCAUGAUGGACAGGAUUUGCUAGAGAUGAUUCAGCAACGGGCGGAACAAUGGGCUGCCAGCGGCCUUGUCACAACCAUCCUCAACAGCGAUGAUUAUUGGGUUUAUGAGCGCCUGAAGCGUUAUGCAACCCGUAUGGAAGUCAUACCCGUGACCGACCUACCCAAGGACAAGGCGAUGGCUGCGUUGAAGAAGUACCGCGAGCAGUAUUGCAACCAGGUUCUCCCCUCAUCGACUCUGGAGCAAGUCUACGACAAAGUGGGUGGUCGCCUGUCCUUCUUGAGCCGUGUCGCCAAAUCCGACGAUAUGACCAAGACCUGCGACGACAUUUGCCGUGCCGAGAAGACCUGGCUUCUCAACAAGUGUUGGAUUCUCGGAGAGGAGAUGGAUGAUGAUGUGAUGGACGAACAGAAGUUCUCCUCUGCGGCUAUGGUCCUUGCCAAAGCACUUGUAGACCUUGAGAAAGAGAUGGAGCGAAACUAUGAUCCAGAAGGAGGCCACAUCCUACCAGAGAUCCCGCUCCACAAAGCGCGCGAGAUCAUGACCCGUGCCGACUUCAUCCAAUCUUACGAUCAUGAGAAUAUCUUCACCAUCGACUCGCGAGCCAUGGUGCGCGCCGAUUCAGUGCCCAUGCAACGCGCCUUCCGAGAGAUUUGCGCCAUCGAAAACUUCGAUUCGCACCUGGAUAGCACUCUGGAGCGUAUUGGCGACAUCGAGAGUCUUGGCCGUACUCGUGAGUUGACGAUCAAGGACCUAUGGAACAAGGGCAAGUACAGAGUAGUGGUGAAAGACAACCACGGACGUGAAAGUGGCACUGUGGAAUUUGCCGUGGCAGAGACAGAGGAGGACUAA
This is a messenger RNA of Penicillium canescens, 2115 nucleotides long. RefSeq names its product ATP-binding protein. The transcript is spliced from 6 exons. Lineage: Eukaryota; Fungi; Ascomycota; Eurotiomycetes; Eurotiales; Aspergillaceae. The record is from RefSeq and is a predicted model, not a curated record. Bases 451 to 2115 code for a protein of 554 amino acids.